This is a messenger RNA of Neodiprion virginianus, 732 nucleotides long. Its product is annotated as endocuticle structural protein SgAbd-6-like. Lineage: Eukaryota; Metazoa; Arthropoda; Insecta; Hymenoptera; Diprionidae. Gene Ontology annotation, cellular component: chitin-based extracellular matrix. The transcript is spliced from 2 exons. The coding region runs from base 127 to 531 and encodes 134 amino acids. Gene Ontology annotation, molecular function: structural constituent of chitin-based larval cuticle. The record is from RefSeq and is a predicted model, not a curated record.
AUUAGAGGAAUUAGGGAGCCACACAUUUUGGUGGGGGUUGCCUUAUAUGAUGCCCUGUCUUGGUAGUUUCAAGCAACACGUCAAUAACCGAGUGCCCGAGUAACUCGUCGAUUGAACACCAGCAGCAUGAACACCGUCCUUUUCACCCUUUUCGCCAUAAUGGCGGUCACCGUCGCCGAAGUUGCUGACCCGACGGCGACUCCGAUCGCUAUUCUGAGCCAAUCCCAGUCCAUGGAGUCCGACGGCAGCUUCAAGUCCGAGUUCAAAACGGCCAACGGAAUCUCGGAACGAGUCGAAGGCAUAGUGAAGAAGAUCGCCGACGGUAGCGACGUCACGGUUGUACGCGGCUCCGUCACCUGGGUCGACAAAGACGGCAAAACCAAAACGUUCACCUACGUCGCUGACGAAAACGGAUAUCGGCCCGAGGCUGACUUCUUCCCGACAACGCCGCCGGUGCCUCUUGCCAUUGCGAGAGCCAUCGAAUGGGCCAAGACUCAUCCCGAGAGCACCACGAUUGAGAGCGAGGAGUGAGGCGUCGUCUGUGCGGGGCGGAAAUCGCCCAGCGGACUUACUUCAGUAACAUCUAAGUUCAUGAUUGCUUCUUUUUCAUUUUUUUUUUUUUUUUUUUCUUCCUUUCUUUCUUAGCUUAGAAGUUUUUCUGUACGUGCCAUGUACUAAUAUACCUACCGAACGAUUUAACUAAUUUGAAACAAAUAAAAGUUUGUUUUUUUU